Messenger RNA from Saccoglossus kowalevskii, 1035 nucleotides. Its product is annotated as transmembrane protein 26-like. The record is from RefSeq and is a predicted model, not a curated record. Lineage: Eukaryota; Metazoa; Hemichordata; Enteropneusta; Harrimaniidae.
AUGCCAUCAGUGGGAGUCAUAUUGAAAGGCAUUUUUGCCCGUAUUUUCUACGUGAUCCACGGUUUGCUCUGCGUUUGGAGACUGACUGAUGUCAAUGGGAAUAUGUAUUUCUGGGCGGUUAUAGUACCAGUAUUACUCUUGCCGUUGGAGAUGGUGAUUACUAUGAUGGUUAACAAAACAAAAGGAGAGUGGAAAUGGGUGUGUCCCAGUAUUUUCCUGUUUUUAUGUUGUUCUGUGACGUCAAUUUAUUUAAUGGAAGUGGAAUUGAUGGAGGAUAGAAUCGAAUACAGAGAUGAUAACAAUCUACAGUCAUGUGAUAUAGAAGAAUCAGAUCUCUAUGCCAACCAGAGCGAACUAUUAGACAUCCAAGGAGUGACAAUACCAAUCGCGUUUACCAGCGACUAUUGGGUUCUGACGCUGGAACAAAUGUUGCUGUGUAUCGUUAUAAUCGGUCGUUGGUUUUUACCGAAGGGGAGCCUAACACGGGAACAGUUGUCAUCGUUACUCUUAACAUACAUAGGUAUAGCAGCCGACAUCUUAGAAUUCCUGUUAGAAGGAUUGAAGGAACCGCAGGUAAAAUGCGAUCGUUUUGUAGUCUAUUGUAUUCUCAGCUUAUGGGCAAUUAGCAUGGCGCAGUUUGCGGUGGUACGAACGGCCAGUAACACCGAGAAGAAAGGAGGCGACGAAAAGAAGAGACAAUGCUGCACAUGUUGUAACAGCGAAGUGCGCGGUAUUAUGAUCUCUUCGUUGAUGCAAGAUCUACCAUUCUUGGUAAUGCGUCUGACGCUGUUACUUUAUUACAAAGUGGUGAAUCAUAUGAUGGUGUUCUUCACGUGUAAAAACAUAUUAAUGUUGAUGUUACAAAGCUACCGUUUUGUGGUGAUUAUAUUUGAAGAACAGGGCGACCCAAAUGAUGUUGUUCCUCUAGGAAAAAUACAGGUUGACGAUCCUGCUAAAUUCAUCCCUGAAGCGAGUGAUUUCAAAGGAAACCCAGGAGUUCAAGACACUGUACAUAAAAAUGACAGGAUCCCAUGA